Messenger RNA from Theobroma umbraticum, 1277 nucleotides. NCBI's taxonomy places the organism in Eukaryota, Viridiplantae, Streptophyta, Magnoliopsida, Malvales, Malvaceae. The record is from RefSeq and is a predicted model, not a curated record.
UCAAACUAAACCACAGGUUUUCCUCUUCUGUUUAGUUGACAUGGCUGAGCAAAGCAAAAUUUUAAUAAUUGGAGGAACCGGGUAUAUUGGCAAAUUUAUAGUAGAGGCAAGCACCAAAGUGGGGCACCCCACCUUUCUAUUGGUCAGGGAGAGAACAGUUUCAGAUCCCGGAAAGGCAAAGCUGAUAGAGAGUUUCAAGGGUUCUGGAGUAGCAGUACUUUAUGUAUGUUCUUAGACUUGGAAUAAUUUUCAUCAGUUUAAUAGAGUUGAACUCUGGAAUUUUUGUUUUUUUGAGUUUUUAUGUGCCAAUUUUGUUGCUUUUACUGAUAUCUAUGAUCAUGAGAGCUUGUUGAGGGCGAUCAAGCAAGUUGAUAUUGUGAUCUCCGCAGUAGGCACACAACAGCUAGCGGAUCAAGUCAGGAUAAUUGAAGUCAUCAAAGAAGCUGGAAAUGUCAAGAGAUACCUUCCAUCAGAGUUUGGCAUGGAUGCAGACCGUGUCCAUGCAGUGGAGCCAGCUGCAAGCAUAUUCAGGAUUAAGGCUAAAAUCCGAAGAGCAAUCGAGGCUGAAGGGAUUCCAUACACAUAUAUCUCAUCCAAUGCCUUUGCAGGGCAUUUCUUGCCAAAUUUAAUGCAGGAAAAUGCCACUGCUCCACCGAGAGACAAGGUAGUCAUACUAGGAGAUGGCAACCCCAAAGCUGUUUUUGUCCAGGAAGAUGACAUAGCAAUGUACACUAUUAAAGCAGCUGAAGAUCCAAGAACCUUGAACAAGAUCCUUUACAUAAGACCGCCUUCCAAUGUUUUGUCUUCCAAUGCAAUAGUCUCCCUAUGGGAGAGGAAAAUUGGCAAGACCCUUGUAAAGAGUUAUGUUCCCGAGGACCAACUUCUUCAGAUCAUUCAAGAGGCGCCUAUUCCCUGGAAUUUCAUUUUGUCAUUCGGCCACCCUAUGUUGGUGAAGGGAGAGGCUUCAAAUUUUAAGAUAGAAGCUUGUUUUGGUUUAGAGGCAUCUGAGCUUUAUCCUGAAGUGAAGUAUACUACUGUUGACGCAUACCUGCAUCAGUUUGUCUAAAAUCUUAGCCCAAAAUAUGGCGAAUGUAUGCUUGAGAAGAAAUGCAGUACAUGCCUAAGAUAAUGUACUUGAACAGGCUGCAAAGAAUAACUCUGACAAUCAGGCUGAUACAAUCUAAUCCGCCUUAAGUUUCAUUCAUGGAAUUUCUCUAGAUUGAGCCAAAUGUGAUAUUGUUUCCGAUGAUAACAAAUCAAUUCAGCAGUCAGUAACA